Molecule: messenger RNA, 795 nt
Organism: Cokeromyces recurvatus
Lineage: Eukaryota; Fungi; Mucoromycota; Mucoromycetes; Mucorales; Mucoraceae
Product: S-adenosyl-L-methionine-dependent methyltransferase
Exons: 2
Coding region: 20-622 (200 amino acids)
Biological process (GO): regulation of mitochondrial ATP synthesis coupled proton transport; peptidyl-lysine trimethylation; positive regulation of proton-transporting ATP synthase activity, rotational mechanism
Cellular component (GO): mitochondrion
Molecular function (GO): protein-lysine N-methyltransferase activity
Source: RefSeq, a predicted model, not a curated record
UUUUUUUUUUUUUCCUUUAAUGUCAGUAAAAGAAAACGAUCCAUCAAUUCCUAAUAAAUUCUUACAAGUAUAUGGAGAUGCAGAUAAUCGGAUCUACGAUGAAAGUGCAGAAGAUCCUUUUCCAGCGUAUAUUGAUGAUGUUGAUACUUCAUUAGCACCAUUUUGUCCAACUUCUGCAAAAAGAGUUUUGAAAGCUUUAAACAUGGUCAAAAUAGGAUCGCACGAUGUAUUGAUUGAUUUAGGUUCAGGGGAUGGUCGAUUUGUGACAGCAGCAGUUUCUGAAUUUGGAGCAUCAAAAGCAGUAGGUAUUGAAUCCGAUGAAAAACUUGUAGAGACGUCAAAAACAUUAUCAAAACAAAUAUUGUUACCGGAUGAAGAAAAUAAAGUUUCUUUCAUCUUGGGAGACUUGUUGGAUUUACCUAAAAUAGUUCAUGACAUAAACUGGACAGUCAUUAUCGUAUUUCUGCUACCAGAUCAUACUGAUAAAUUUGCAGAUUUUUUACUAAAACAUUAUCGAAAUGGAGCUCGUAUAGUUAGUCUAGUUUUCAAUUUAAAUGAAAUAUCAGAAUUAAAUUUAAUAGCUUCAGAUGAGCCAGAUGGAAUCUAUGUAUAUGGUCAAUAAAAAAAAAGAAUAGAAGAGAAGAGAAGAAAAGAGAAGAGAAGAGAAUAGAAUUAUAUUACAUAAUUAUUUAAUAAAAGAAAACACACAAUUAAGAAUAAAAUCAAAGAAUCAGACAAAAACAUUUAUAAGUCUGAUGCACAUAAGAAUUUGUAUAAAAUAUCAAGAGUUUGUUU